Chilo suppressalis (striped riceborer) is the source of this 8353-nucleotide messenger RNA. The record is from the annotation of a GenBank genome assembly. NCBI's taxonomy places the organism in Eukaryota, Metazoa, Arthropoda, Insecta, Lepidoptera, Crambidae.
CUUGGGUUCAUCUUCAUUUUUCUCCUCGAUUCGAUAGACGUUUACACGCUGUUUGUUUAUUCCAGACUCUGCUGUUGUAUUUUUUCAUUUCAUUUUGAUAUUUUAUAAACAAUGCAAAGUGCCUCGGACGUGAUUUCGUCAUUAUUUUGGUUUAAAGAUGACGCUGAAAAGGAAGAUCAAGAACCACAAAUAAUCGAGCAGUUCGUGCAAAAUGUUGAAGAUUUCAGCUCACAAUACGGAAGCGAAAUAAGUGUUUCUUACACUGCUUUUAAUCUCAGAGGUCCGCCAUCCAACUUUCCAGACUACGGAGAUUACCCUCAAGCUUUUGUCAUGAGAACUUAUGGAACCUGGUGGGAUGAAGCUCCAUCGGCUCAAAGCGACUAUGUGCCUCAAAAUAGUGGCCCCAUUGCAAGCCAAGAUUAUGUUGAAGUGUCGUUCGAACGCACGGUAUAUCCUAUGGAGGUUUCUGUAUUUGAAACCUACAACCCUGGUGCAUUGGUGCGGAUAUGGGCGCGUGGACCGAGUGCCUGGAUGCUGCUGUGGGAGGGAGAGCCAGAGUUUGUGGGAGACACACCGAGGAUAUUCAGCCCACCUAUAAGACAGAUUAAUGUGCCUACGAGAAUCUUAAGACUGGAAUUCAAUCAUAGACUGUUGCCGUAUUACACGGAAUUAGACGCUGUGCUCCUCAAAGGGAAAGAAUCCUCUAAUCUAGUCCGCAUAAAGAAUAAUUUUUCAUACUCUUCCCUUUUUUACAAGAAGACACAGCCGGCUGUGGAAAAAGGUCAACUACUCAACAAGAUAAUGGCUUCCAAUCUCCAUGAGGCAGUCAUGACUGUCGCUCUCAAGAACAAAGAGAUCGACACGGGUCCACCUCUAGGUGACUUCGAAAGAUUACCUGACGAGACAAUACUGUGCGUUAUGAAAUAUUUGGACAUGCAGUCCCUUUGUCGAUGUGCCCAAAUCAACCGUCACUUCAACAGGCUCGCCUCGGACGCAAUACUUUAUCGAAAGUUGGAUCUCAGACCGUAUUGGCACUGUAUAGGAUCACAGGUUUUAAUGACGUUAUCUAUGCGGUGCAAGUUCCUCAAGAAACUAGAUCUCUCGUGGUGUGGUAGUCAUAAUAUGAUACAGAGUCAUUACAUUGUCAAUUUUCUCAGAGACAGUGGAGCUCAGUUAACACAUUUAAGGAUGAACUGUUGUAAAUUUGUAGACGACUAUGUGCUAAGAGCGGUCGUAGAAACAUGUACUCAAUUGCAAGAACUGUGUCUCCGUUCAGUGACCGGUUGUAGGGAUUGGAUGUGCUUGGCUGCACUAACGAAGUUGACUCGCCUAGAUGUAUACAGAACUGAUAUAAAUACAUCGGCGGCAGUUGCAAUAGUUAGAUCUAAUCCUGGGCUGGAGCAUCUUAACGUUGGUUCAUGUAAGAUGAUAUCGGCUAUGGACGAGGUAGCUAUGGAGUUGGGCUCCAAUUGUCCCGGCCUCAUUUCCGUGGACUUUUGGAAGUCGUAUUCGUUGACGGCAAACGGUAUAAGAGCUUUGUCGCGCUGUCAAAUGCUUCAAGAACUCGAUGUGGGGUGGUGCUUACAAGCGGCCGCAUCCGGGGAAUGGAUGGCUUGGUUAGCAGGCGGGGAGCUGAGGAAGCUGUUCUUGGGAGCCCUAAGGGGCGUCUGCGAUAGAGAUCUGAGAUCUUUGGUUCCUCGAGCGCCGAGACUAGCACAACUAGAUCUGUUGGGAGUACGAGCCGUCACACCUGAUAUUUGUGACGCGAUCUUAGCGGAGUGCCUAGAGCUGAGACUGCUGGACGUGAGCUUCUGCGACCAGAUACACGAGUCUCAGGUCAUGUUAUGGCGUGAGCAAUAUCCACACGUAAGUAUAAAACGCUCAUUCCAAUCCGCCAAUUUGAACACAGCACCUAGCCCGUUGUUCCUCGCGCCGAGCCUGGAAUGAGAAGAAUGCCUUAAAACACAAUAGUUACUAACUAACAUCCUUAUAGAAUAUUAUAAUACAAACAGCUGUUGUACUUAAAGUGCGACAUUAUUAUUCGUUAACUUAUUUUAUGUUGGUCUCUCAAGAAAGAGAUUGAAAAAUGGUGAUAUUGAAUAGAAACUUUUUAAGCCUGAUAUUGUCAAUUUAACUAUCUUGCUAAUUAGAUAAUUGGCGUAUGUUAUUCUCAGAAUGCUUUAUUUUAAAAUGAUAUUCAAAUAUAAAAAAUAUCUUGCACGAUGUAAAAUUUCACACUGAACAGUAAUAUAUCUCUAAAAGUCUAGAGUAGAAAAUACUAUAAUAGUUUUAAUUUGAAGCUAAUCUUAAACUUGGAAUAAUGAAAUGAAUUGUAAAGUCAACGCCUUAAAAUCUCUGAGAUAAUAAUUUUGUUCGGUGUUUUGACUGUGACAAAUAAAAAACAGUUCAUGGGACCAGAUCUGUAAAUGUAAGUUGCCAGGCUAUAAAAUAUAUGUAUGAGUAAAUUGAAAGACAGUCAAUAUAAUUUGCAUAAUAAAUGUAGUUUCAUUCAUACAUAUAUAAGAUACUAUGUCUAGUGAUAUGAAUAGGUUCUAAGGUUCGAUUUCAGAUGUGAAAUAUGCUUUAAUUUUUAUGAAUAAUAAAGAUUCACUAUGCGAAAGACUGAUUAAUGCUAAUUUCAAAGACAAAAUUUACUAAAGCUGGAGCAUUUUUUAUGAAAUACAACAGAAUUACCAUUCAAAACUCUAGUUGACAAAAAUGCAGCUGUUUAUUCUUUUGUAAACUGUAAGCUUAUUUUUACGUAUAAUAUAUCUCUUUCUUUUGUUUAGAAUAGAAAAGAGAUAGAUUGUUAGGCAACAUAUUUAGGGAAAGAUACUCAACUUCUAUAUUACAAUGAGCCUAAAGUUUGCAGCUAACAAGUUCUUUCCAUCUUACAUGUAUUAAGUAAGUACAUCAUUUUAUAGCAUUGCUUGCAUGAGCAAAAAGAGAGGUAUCUCUCUUUUUGCAAAGGAGAGCAACCAUUUUGGUACUGAUUUUGUUAGGCAUUAAAAAGUAAGUAAAAUAAGACAAAAUGUAGAUUUUUUAGCUAGUGGUGAAACUCAAAAAAUAGUAUAAACAUUAAUUUAUACAUAUUUGUUUAAGGAUGGGCUUAUCUAUGUAUCUAAUGCCAUCUAGGGGCGGCAGUCGUGGUCCCGUCACUACCUCUAGCUCAGUUUUGCCUUCCAUAGAGAUUCCUCCCCAGACUGUCCAUGAUCCUCCACCAUAACUCACUUUCUCGUCAAUACAGCAUUGCGCGAAACGCUCGUUCUGUCUUCGGUACACCUUACUCCUUCCGUCAUUACCGUAUAGCAUUAUCUUGGACUCAUCUGUGAAGAGAACCUGGCUCCAUUGAUGUCGAGUCCAAUUUAGAUGUUCGCGCGCAAACUCUAGACGGGCUAUUCGGUGUGCUCGUGUCAAUUUGGGUCCAUUGGCUGGCCUUCAUUGAGUCGCCUUCUAACGGUCCGAGCACUUACAGCCAUUCCGUGAAAGUCCCUGAGCUGUUCUUGUAACUGAACAGAGUUAAGGCGUCGAUUUCGUAAGCUACUAGUGACAAUGUUUUGAUCUUGUCUCGCCGUUGUCACUCGGUAACGAGGUCCCCCGGUUCGCCGAACGAAGCCGCCAGUCUCCAGGUAUCGGUAGUACACGCUUUGAACAGCGGAACGACUUAUGUGAAGUUGUGAACUCACAUCUCGCUGACUUAGCCCAGAUUGAAGAACAGCUUGCGCGGCUACUUCAGGUGAAGUAUCCAUAAUUUCAUAGCCAAAAACGGUUCAAAUUAUAGAAAAAUAAAUAAACUAAACUUUGGUUUACAACAAUUGCGAAAAUUCAAACCAAAUCGACAUUAAAUUGCUUCAAAACAACUUUCAACAGUCAUUAUUUUUUUCAAAUCAGUGACCAAGCUCGGCUUUUGUUCUUUAUUUUAAAUUCUAAAAUUCAAAGGACAUUGUUCUGCGUCCAUACAUAGUUAGCCUAAGAACCAACAAUCAUGAAAUAUUAUUUUCUAGGUUCGAAAUCGCAAGUAAAUGACUGUAAAAACAAAGAUUAUUGACGGACACUUCUGAGAACUUAAAUUAUUAGGAAAACUAAAAUAUUUUUGAGGUUAUGUUUAAUAUUUAAUGAAACAUAGGUCAUUCAAUAAAAGUACAUACUAUGAACUUAGUAUGAAGUGAAUUAAUAUUACAACUAAUUCAUUUUAUUCGGUGCGAUUUUAAAGAAUAACUAUUAGGAAAAACUUGGUUAGGAAUCAUGAAUAAAAUAAAAACAAUAGUUAUGCUUCUUAUUAUUUAUUGACUAUUUUUCACAUAAUUGUAUCAUAUUGUAUUUAUUUGUUUAACACAUGUAUAUUGUGUAAAUAUGCAGCGUGAAUGUGUAUCAGGUGCUCUUGAAUAAUUUGGCAGUAUGAUCCUCUCAGGAUGUUGUGGCACAGGUUCACUAGCACUUGGUAAUAAGAUCUCUGCACUUUGGUAACAUCGAUGGCAUGUUAGAUAGCCGAAAUAGAAAUAGUUAAAUUAAAGGAAAAACAAUAGCAAAUAAACACACAUAACAGGUAAUCCGAACGAGAAUUUUCCGUAUAUAAAAGUACCUACUCUUUGACGAGAUUGCACGAAUGCCACAGAUUACUACGAAUGCAAACUGCCUGCACCACAACCACAGAGUAUCGAGUUUAUGCCGGCCCUUCACUUGAGAACAGUUUGUCCUUGUCAUGCUUAAUAAGGAAUGAAAAGGACAGACAUGUCAUGUUUUUAAAUAGCAAAUACGAAUAGCCAAGUGAAGUGCCGGCAUUAGGAAGAAAGUGUUUUUUGUUUGCAGUGCUGUCAUAGAUUAUACACUUAAAAUGGUAUUUAUUGUCUCAGAUUAUUUAUUAACUUUUUAAUUUAGCUUACUUAACUGGAAGUGUCCGUCACAAUCUAAAUACUGAUAAUUAUCACAAAAAAUAUACUAAGAAUUAUCAUCAUAAAUGCCAAAUUGGUGUUGGUUCUUAGGCCAAUUUUAACAUUGUCCUUUGUAAUAAUACAUACGGGAAAGACGAUGAAAUAUGCUAGCAUUAAAAAUGCAUAAAAAAAAUUUUAUUCAAUUAUUGUAUAUAUAUUUUUUGUGUAUUGGGCUUUUAGGCCCGGGAAUGUAAGGUGACUCGAUUCAAGAGUCCGGGAGUGUAUUAUUUAAAUACGACUGCUCAAGAUUAAAAAAGUUUUAUUUUACUAUGAGCGCAUUAUUUAAGCAUGAUGACUUUUUUAUAUGUUGUUCUUUAGACGUUAACAAAUAUAUACACAUAAAAAUUAAACUGCUAAAAAGAUGCGCUCAUGUCUGAAAAAAAAAAUGAUAAUGCAAGAAAAGGUACAAUUUUCCAACAAAAAGUCAUUUUGACUUCAGUUUGUUGAUUUAGUUUGUGAGUAAUUAAAAUAACGUAAUUAUUUGGACUUUUUAUUUAUUUUAGUAUAAAGUUAGUGUCCUGUAUUUUACAAAUAUAUAUAUAUAUAAAAACAUUUUUGGUCAAAUUGGGGUCAAUUUCCUUAGCUUAUCAAUACCCCUCCUUUAUCGGCGUAUGUGUCCUGCACCAGUGAUGUAUUUAAAGGCAUUUGUAAAACUAUCAGCUAUUAAUUUGACAGUUUGUCAGUCAAUUACACCGUCUGACAAUUUUUAUUGUGAUCAAUGUUACGAGAAUUUCAAUGAACGUAUGAUUUCUAAAUUUUGUGAUCAUAUCUUUGAAUGAUGAUGUGGCCCGGAAAUUUGCUAAACUGUUUUAAUUAGCAAUUUUUUUUGUCCAGGAUGUAACUCUGCAUCUUUAAAAACAACAGGCAAAUUAAUAUGUAUUUAAUGGGUAAAAGAAUCAAAAGGUAAAGCUAGAUUAUUUUCGUCACUCACUCCUUUUAUUAAUUUCAAGUAAAUCAAAUUUUCAAAGACAAUAACUUUUUGAACCUACCCCACCCAUUAUUAGUAAUUUUGACAAACAAAACAGAGAGGUUAAAAAAAAGAGAAAUUUAUUACAAAAUAUACUAUUCCAAUUAUUUACUCUCAUUUUUUCUUAUAUAAUCUUAUCUCAAAUAAAAAUAUGAUGUAUUUAGCAAACUUCGCAUUUUGCAUGUGAUCAGUACACCUGUCUUAAGGCGCCAUAUUAACUUUCGUUCUUCAUUUGACAUGUCCACUUCAAAAUAGAUUUAUUAUUCUUAAAACUUUGUGUGUAUACGAAUUGUUUAUUAGUGAUUAUAAUUUAAUUACUUUCUGAAUAUUGGAUACCGCCAAAUAUCAGCCAAUAUUUUAUUUUGAGCUUUGGAAGAGCGUACUGAAUUAACGUCAAUUUAAAUUAAAGAAGAGCCUUCGAAUAUAAGACAUUUUAUAAUGUAAGUAUUUUCAGACUUGGUUUUUGUAUGUAAAAUGAUAUUAUUUUUUCAUAAUCAAAAUCAUUUAUUCAGUCAAGGCUGUUACAAGCACUUAUGAAUGUCUAGAAGCUAUGUCAUCGGUUCGUAAAUCUACGGUGGUUACUAUCAAUUGUUCACCUGCAUUUUGAUUGCUGUGUCAACCAGUAUAAAUACAAAUACUUAGUGUUUUUUUUAUAUUAGGUGGAACUAGACAUUAACAUCUUUAAUAUCAAAGUAGUUAGGGCAGACUCAUCGCCGUUGGCAGCACCCGUUCACGAGCAUGACGCAUGAACCAACCAUCGCUUCCCUCGACCAUGUUUUAGGGAACGUAACGACCUACCUCACAUUACACCAUCGGAGAGACUAUUAAGAGAGCAUGACUAAAAAAUAUUAAGGUAAUUAUUCUGUAUGACACUGCAAACACUUAGAAAAGCCAAAGCAAAGCAGAAAUCACGUCGUUUUUUCAUUCAAAUUUUCUUAAAUAGAUAGAUGAUGAAUCAACUUUGAAUACAGCUUUUAAAUUCAAUAAAGUAUCGUCAACACAUGAUUUAUAAUAUAUAUAUUAUAUAGAAAUACUCGUUGGAAUGGUUGGAACAGUUCAAACUUUUGUCUGUGAUAUAAUCAGACACUUUUUAAUAAGCUUUCUUAACAAGUGACUUUUUAUUGGUCGAUUUAAAUUGAGCCAGGCUUAACUCUUGAAUAUUGCUUUAAUUUAUUGCUUUUAUUUUUUGACAAAUACUAAGUUUUCAUAAAUGUAUUGUGAUGCAACCGUCAUUAUGCCUAUUUCUUUAAACUAAUUUAUUAAGGAUUUCUUAACUUUAAGAUUAUAAAUUGAUCGAAUAGCCCUCUUCUGCAACAAAAUAUAGUUUGAAUGUCGGCGGCAUUUUCCCACAGUGAAAUAUCGUAAGACAUUACACUAUGAAAAUAACUAAAGUAGACUAAUCAGGCAGUUUCUAUAUUUGUUAACUGCCAUUUUUUCAUUACAACAUAUGCUGCUGAACUAAGUCUCUUCGACAAUCUAUCAAUAUGUGGGCCCCAUUGCAGCUUUGAAUCUACUGUGAUUCCUAAGAACACUGUGGCAUCUACAAGGCUCAUAUUUCGAUUCUUUAUAUUUACAUUAGUUUUUACCUGUUUGAUAUUAGGUAACACAAAUUUCACUUAGUUUUCCCUUUUAACAGUAAAUAAUUAACAUUGAACCAGUGGACUACCUUAGAAAUAAAUUUCGUUUUGUGGCUAAAGCGUUAUUGCGAUGCUGGGGCCUAAUUGCGAAUCUUUCGCUUUGUUUUCGCCGUUCAAUAAGUUGUAUCAAAUAGACACGCAUUAGUUCUGAAGGGGAUCGACAUAAAAUUUUCUCUCUGGUUAGUAAUUUAUGUAUCUCAAUUUAGAAUUAAAAAAAAAGUGAUGUAAAUAAACAAAGAAUUAUAAUAAAGCAUGGCAUUAUUCUCUUUAAAAUAGUACCUAGCUUUACUUAACUUAUUGUUAAUUAAUAAUAUUAAUGUGAUGAAAGUUGACAUCAAUACAUGUUGUCAGUUUUUGAUGUCAUCUUUCAAUUGACGACAUUGUAUGAAACAAAACAGGGAGAAAAAUGUAGCCCUUUCUGAGUUUCUUGCCGGUUCCUCUCGGAACAAGGUCUCCCGCCGUAGAUUUACGAACCGAUGGCGUAGCGUUUGACUUUCACAAGAGCUUGUAACAGCCUAGACUAAAUAAAUGAGUUUGAGUUUUUAAAAUAACUUCCAAGAUGACUAUUUCCGUAUGUUUAAAAAAAAGUUUUGUUUUGUAAUAUACAUUUUGUAAUAUAAAUAAUUUACUUAAAUAUCAUUGCUUUUUUGAUUUCUUCAUUGGGAUAAGUGCAAUCGUUUAAUUCUCCGUCUGAUAUUAAUGUGAUUCAAAAAUUUACAUUGUAAUAGUUUUUGGUGGAUAUUGUUAAAACUUGCUUCUAAUAAAUACCUUACAAAUGCAAAACGUGUGUGUUUUUCUUAUAUGUUCAUAGUUUUACG